Molecule: messenger RNA, 483 nt
Organism: Dovyalis caffra
Lineage: Eukaryota; Viridiplantae; Streptophyta; Magnoliopsida; Malpighiales; Salicaceae
Source: the annotation of a GenBank genome assembly
AUGAGGGUGCCCUCCCAUGGUUCAACAGAUGUACUUGCUGGCAUGGAUCAAACGAUUGAAGAUGGAGUGGACAUCAUGUCAUUGUCCUUGGGAUUCUUUGAGAUACCAGUAUAUGAGAAUCCAAUAGCCAUAGGAGCAUUUAUAGGUACUAAGCCAGCUCCAAAAGUGGCAUAUUUUUCCCCUCGAGGACCAAAUCAAAGAUCCUCAUGGACUCUGAAACCUGACAUUCUGGCUCCUAAAGUUCUGUUACCAUCAGCACUAAUAACAUUUGUUGAUGUUACAAAUAAUGCAGAUGAUAGAAUCAUUGAUAUGACCACUGAAGUUGCUGGCACACCCCUUAAUUUUGGAGCAGGGCACGUAAAUCCCAACAAAGCCCUGGACCCUAGCCUGGUCCUGGAUCUUAAUUAUCCUUCUUUCCUUAUGCUCCUGAACAAGACUAAUACUACCACCACUACCUUCAAGAGGGCGUUGACAAAUGUAUAA